Lotus japonicus is the source of this 990-nucleotide messenger RNA. RefSeq lists its product as uncharacterized. Bases 234 to 854 code for a protein of 206 amino acids. The record is from RefSeq and is a predicted model, not a curated record. NCBI's taxonomy places the organism in Eukaryota, Viridiplantae, Streptophyta, Magnoliopsida, Fabales, Fabaceae. The transcript has a single exon.
UGCCUCUUUGUGUCGGUUAGUAAUCAAUAUCCAACCGUGUAGAAGAACCCCUCAAGAAACAUCAUGUGACGGUGUGACCUCCUCCUCAAAACCAAAAGUCCAAAACCAAACCCUUUCAAUAAAUCAACCUCACUUCACUCAUAACCCAAACACACACACACACAACACAACACUUCAGAGUGCAAAAUUAAUAGUACUCCUCUAGCCACACAAAGUCACAAAGAUAUUCAUUCAUGGGAAACUGCGUGUUUAAAGGGUUUCAUCACGGGGUCUUAGAAGACCACAUGAUGGUGAGGGUAGUUACCUCAAACGGAGGCAUCAUGGAACUCUACUCUCCUAUAACAGCGGACUGCAUAACCAACGAGUUCCCCGGCCACGGCAUCUUCCGAAGCCACCGUAGCAUAUUCUCCGAACCUCUCCCCAAAAACCAAGAGCUCCAAGGUGGUGAAGUCUACUACCUCCUGCCUCUCAACCUCAACCCUUCUUCUACCUCCACCACCAACAGCAUCAACACACAGCUACCUGAAACCGCCGCCACUAACUCGACGCCGUAUAGGAUGUCCACGUGCGAGAAAAACAACAGCAACAACAGCAACAGUUGGUCGGAACCUGAAGUGUUUCCGAGGUACAACAGCAGCGGAGUGUGGAAGGUGAAGCUGGUAAUCAGCCCCGAGAAGCUGUCGGAGAUUUUGUCGCAGGAGUCAAGAACGGAGGCGUUGAUAGAGAGUGUCAGGACCGUGGCAAAGUGCGGCAACGGGGUGCCGUCGUCGGUGGCUAACUCCGACCAGUGGAGUGUGUCCAGUAGUUGGAAAGGUUCUAUGAUAGAGAAGAUGGCUUUAGAUAAUUCAUAUUAAUUAAUUAAUUCCACCUUUUUAUUAUUGUUUAAUGACCCCUGAUUAUUGUAACAAAAAAAAUGACCCCUGAUUAUUGGUAUUAUUGUCUUCUUCAUUUGUUUCUUUAGAUGCUAAAUAUUAUUAGUAUAUUUUUUUC